AUGGCGGACGCCAUACACGCCGGAGCCGUGGCGUCGCCGUGGCAAGAGCCGGAAAAACGCCACGGCGAUAUGGCGACGAUAUGGCGUCGGUAUAACGACGCCUUAACAACUAUGCUGCAACCUUUCUUCAGAAUAUUGUCGCAGAAGGUAGCCAACAACUUAGCACUCGACCUGCCGGAGACACCUUUGUUGCAGAAGACCUCAAAGGCUUCUUUAAGUGCCUGUGGUCAUCAGCAACAAACACAUCCAAUGCCUCAAAUACAGCAACAAAGCAGUCCACACACUGAAGAUGAUAGCAAAAAAAAACCUACAGCUACAACUCAUACAGCUACAAAACUUCACAUGCAGGAAGGAGACAAAGCUCCCAACACCGACAGCUACAACUCAUACAACAAAAAAGACCACCAGACUACGAGGUGA
Molecule: messenger RNA, 420 nt
Organism: Miscanthus lutarioriparius
Lineage: Eukaryota; Viridiplantae; Streptophyta; Magnoliopsida; Poales; Poaceae
Source: the annotation of a GenBank genome assembly